AUGGAGAAAAGGGUUUUGUACGGUUUGGUAGUAAUGCUAAUAUACUUGGUUGGCAGCGGCUUUGGUCAAGGGGAAGUUAGAUUGAUGAUUGAAGAAGCUAAAUGGACACAAUUUCUGACCAAGACACAACUUCCGACAGUGCUUACGAUAACAUCCUCGUUGUGCGGUUUUCCCUGCGUUGUGGUGGAGGAUCAAGUGGCUCGAUUGGCCCAAACCUACGGUGAGAAAGUUAUAUUCAAUACAGCCAACAUUUUGUUGAACCCAUUCCUUGUACAACUUUACGAGGUAGUCAGUAUCCCGACCAUCAUAGUCUUCAAAGAUGGAAAAGAAAUAUUUCGUUACGAAAAGCUUUCCGAUUGGGAAAAAAUAUAUGAUCUGGUAUUCGAUUCAUGGAUAUUAGAUUCCGCCAUGCCCCCCUCCGAUUCUGCCUCACCUAGCCCUUCUCCAUUCGGAUAG
This is a messenger RNA of Microthlaspi erraticum, 456 nucleotides long. The record is from the annotation of a GenBank genome assembly. NCBI's taxonomy places the organism in Eukaryota, Viridiplantae, Streptophyta, Magnoliopsida, Brassicales, Brassicaceae.